Molecule: messenger RNA, 2559 nt
Organism: Fusarium fujikuroi IMI 58289
Lineage: Eukaryota; Fungi; Ascomycota; Sordariomycetes; Hypocreales; Nectriaceae
Product: related to mixed-linked glucanase precursor MLG1
Exons: 5
Coding region: 1-2559 (852 amino acids)
Biological process (GO): glucan catabolic process
Molecular function (GO): hydrolase activity, hydrolyzing O-glycosyl compounds
Source: RefSeq, a predicted model, not a curated record
AUGGCAUACUCAUUAACUACCUCCUUCUUAGGAGAAUCUCUCAUCUCUGGUUUCGACUGGUUCAAUGGCCGUGAUCUUUCGAAUGGAUUCGUACAAUAUCAGGACCUGGAGGGUGCCGAACAAUAUGGCUUAUACUCCGUGGAUCCUUUUAGUAAUACUGUUCGACUUAGACCCGACUCCGCUCGGAAAUUUGAUCUGGACCAAGGAAGACCCAGUAUUCGACUUGAAAGCAAGGAGUCCUACCAGUAUGGAUUAUUCAUCGCAGAUUUCCAACACAUACCUAUUUCACAAUGUGGUACUUGGCCAGCCUUCUGGGCAUAUGGUGCCAACUGGCCCAACAAUGGCGAAGUUGAUAUCCUCGAGGGCGCCAACUUGGCUUACACUAACAUCAUGUCUGCCCACACGGCAGAUGGCUGCAUGCUAGACCCCGCAGACUCGAAUCUCUUCUCUGGAAACCCCCAGAGCUUAGACUGUGCUGUUGGUACAGACAAUGUUGGGUGUGGCUUCACACCGCCCGCCAGUGACACUUCCUCUUAUGGUGAUGGCUUCAACGCUGUUGGCGGUGGUGUGUAUGCUAUGGAGUGGGACUCCGAGUACAUCUCGAUCUGGCACUUCCCACGAGGCGCAAUUCCGGCUGAUAUCGAAGCCAAACGACCUGAUCCUAGGAAAUGGGGACUUCCUCAGAGUUUGUUUGGGGGUUCAAAGUGCAAUGUUGACCAAUAUUUCAAUGAUAUGAGGAUUGUCCUGAAUAUUAACUUUUGCGGCGAUUAUGGCGAGGGAACCUGGGGAAGUUCUGAAACUUGUCGAGCUCUCGCCCCAACUUGUCGUGAAUAUGUUGCGAACAACCCUCUGGAUUUCCAAGACGCCUAUUUUGAUGUUAGCUACAUCGAUGUCUACACUCGCCUGGGAGGAGACGCCCCGCCUGUUGUCCCAUCAUCAACCGGUGAAGCACCUACCGAGAUCUCUAUCCCUUCAGCUAGCACUCCUGGCCCCAACACUUCAAUCUCAGGAAAUACUAGAUUCCCAAACAGCACCGCCAUCGUCACUCGUCCUCAGCCCAAGGAAGACGAAUCCAUAACAGCAGAGCCAACAACUACAACUACAUUGACAGGCAUAUCUUCUGUCGAGGUGACUAUUCCUGGCUCUGGAACCAACAGUGCAACCGUUAGCUCUCUUCCUGUUGCUACAGGUGGAAGCUCAGUCAACCCAGCUAAGAUUGAUGAUUAUGCAUAUCUUGGUUGUUUCGGAUCGCAGACUGGUUUCCAGACUUUCAAUGAGAAAGCUGAGAGCGAUGACAUGACUAUUGAGAAGUGCAUUGAAGCUUGUAACGGCCUGACUUAUAUCGGUCUCUUUGAAGGAACCUGCUAUUGCGCCUCCAAACUUGACGCCGAUACCCGUGCUUUACGCAACGAGUCUUCAUGCAAUCGCCCUUGUCCUGGAGACGACGAUCAAUUCUGUGGUGGUAUGGUCUCUCGAAGGUCCAAACGAAGCAUUCCUCUUCGCCGAGACGCCCCCAACAACAUCCUACUCACAGUCUAUGCCGACACCAGCGACGCUGGACAGCCUGAUGUCCCACCUGGCAUGGGCCCUGGUGUUAAUGGAACUGCCGCUGGCGGCUCAUCAAGUCCAACUGGUGGAAGUGGUCAAGGCAGCUCGCCUGCGGACGGAGUAGAUGGCUCGACUGGAUCAGAGAGCCAAGCAGGAGAUUCUGCUCGAGAAACUGCGAAUGGACAAGCUGGCUCAGGUGAUGACUCGCCUGCGGCUACUAAUAACGGAGUGAUUGUCGACACUGCUACAGUCACCGACGUUGUAGCUGGCACUGAUGCGGACGCUGUGGUUUUCAGCACUUGGUCUGGCGGCGAGGUUAUCGAAGCAACACAGGCCAUCCCCGACACAGUUGUCACAAGCACGAUCACUUUCUUCACAGUGCUUCCAACGAACUCUGGAUCACUUGUACCUCAAGAAAGUAUCGUUACCAUGAGCUACUCUCUGUGUGACUACUGCGACACUCCCACCUUGAUUCAGCCAGCAAUGGCUACCAAGGUCGUUGAAUGCGACGGCUGUGGCAUAAAUGGUGAAAACACAGUCACAUUGACUGUGCCCGUCCAUGUCACCGUCACCGUCACUGGUGCUGGUACCAAUGCAACCCAGGCAACCGGCAAUGCGGCUGCAGGAGUCUUCCCAGAUCAGACACGAGAGAUUCCUCCUAUUGUGCCAACCGGAAUGGGAAGCAAUGCAGACGCUGGCCCUGAAGUAACGACGAUCGUGAUAACAUACUUGACAACCCAGCUGGUCACAUAUGGCACGGAAACGAACUCCGUCUCUACCGAGACAAGAACCUUGCGACGGACGGUUGUCCUUACUGUGUCGGACAUUGAGACGAUGAGUAUUCUGCCUGUACCGUCUCCUGGAAGGCCGAACACACCGAUUUCCCAUGCUACACCAACACCGGGCGCAUCGGGUGCGCCGGCCGUGGUCUCAAGUGCAUCAUCGAGAGUCGAUGAUUUCUUUGUUUACUUCGCGAUUGUGGCCAUGGCAAUUCUGGCCUUGUCUCUUUAG